AUGCAGAGGCAAGGGGAUACAGCACCACCAGUUAAUAACUCCAAGGACCAUGUGAUGGGAGAAGGGAGUAAUUUAAAUGUAGCUCUGAUUGAGAUGACUGAGGGUGUGAACAGGAAGGAGGUAGAAAAAGACCUUCAAUUCAGUGAACAUGAUAGUGGGAGCCAGAGGAAUAUGGUGGUGGAGGAUAGAGGAAGUGCUAAGAAAAAUGGGAAAGGAGUGGUGGUGGCAAUAAUAGAGGGUGAGCAACCAGUAUCUCGAGGAGAGUCAGUUGGGAAAAGUUCUAAUCUUCAGAUUGGGGUCAAAGCUCCUUCAAUGUGGAAAAGGAAAGGGCCAACAAGGGGGAGACUUAAAAGAACAGAUAGCCCUAUGGAGAUUGGGCUAACUGCAGGUAAACCAGUUCUGAAAGAAGGGGUGAGAUCACUGCCUUGUGUUUGGGUGAAUGAGUUGAUGACAGGUGAUGGCAGAGCUUGGAAUAGAGAACUGAUUCAAAACCUUUUUACUGAAGCAUCUUGUAAAGCCAUUCUGGAAAUUAAAGGCUUGGAUCCUGCUGCAAGAGAUAGAUGGGUGUGGACAGUGGAUUUGAAAGUAGCAGUAAAGAAGAAGAUUUUGAGUCUUGAUAUACCAGGGUGUAGUUCUAAUAUUACAGCUGAUAAGAAGGCUAGAAUGCGGUGUUGGAAUCUGAGG
Striga asiatica is the source of this 684-nucleotide messenger RNA. The record is from the annotation of a GenBank genome assembly. NCBI's taxonomy places the organism in Eukaryota, Viridiplantae, Streptophyta, Magnoliopsida, Lamiales, Orobanchaceae.